Gracilinanus agilis (Agile Gracile Mouse Opossum) is the source of this 979-nucleotide messenger RNA. RefSeq names its product claudin 19 (gene CLDN19). Gene Ontology annotation, biological process: cell adhesion; bicellular tight junction assembly. The coding region runs from base 147 to 821 and encodes 224 amino acids. The record is from RefSeq and is a predicted model, not a curated record. The transcript is spliced from 5 exons. Gene Ontology annotation, cellular component: bicellular tight junction; plasma membrane. Gene Ontology annotation, molecular function: structural molecule activity. NCBI's taxonomy places the organism in Eukaryota, Metazoa, Chordata, Mammalia, Didelphimorphia, Didelphidae.
AGCAGCCGCAGCCGCUGCCGCCACCGCUGCCCCGCGCCCUCCCCACUUCCAGGAGCCCGAAGCCCCGCAGGGCCAUGUCCCCCGUCCCCACGGGGACCCCGACCCCGCUCUGAGCCUCCGCGUCGGGCCGCCGGGCACGCUGUGCCAUGGCCAACUCUGGCUUCCAGCUCCUGGGCUACUUCCUGGCGCUGGGCGGCUGGGUGGGCAUCAUCGCCAGCACGGCCCUACCCCAGUGGAAGCAGUCUUCCUAUGCCGGGGAUGCCAUCAUCACUGCCGUGGGCCUCUACGAGGGGCUCUGGAUGUCCUGCGCCUCCCAGAGCACCGGCCAGGUGCAGUGCAAGCUCUACGACUCCCUGCUCGCCCUGGACGUUCACAUCCAGACUUCAAGAGCUCUCAUGGUGGUCUCUGUGCUGCUGGGCUUCGUUGGGGUGGUCAUCAGUGUGGUGGGCAUGAAAUGCACCCGGGUUGGAGACAACAACCCUGUGACAAAGGGCCGGGUCGCGGUCUCAGGGGGUGCCCUCUUCCUCCUGGCAGGGCUCUGUACACUGACUGCUGUCUCCUGGUAUGCCACUUUGGUCACCCAAGAGUUCUUCAAUCCCAACACACCAGUCAAUGCCAGGUAUGAGUUUGGGCCAGCCCUGUUUGUGGGCUGGGCAUCUGCCAGCCUUAUCAUGCUGGGUGGCUCCUUCCUCUGCUGCACCUGCCCUGAAGGAGAGAGACACAGCACUCAGCAGCCCUAUCGAGCCGGGCCUGCCUCUGCUGCUGCCCGGGAACAAAUUAUAAAAGUGCCUGCACCCAUGAGGGGAGACCCAGGCUUGUAACCUAGCAACCCCCAUCCCUGGCUCCCUCCCCAGCCCCUCCCAGACCCCAGCCGCUUCUCUCUCUCCAUUUCAUUCCCUUCCCUCCCGCCCUGUGAGAAGCCGUGCUUUCUGUGACUUUGGUCCGCAUGCAAAGAGAAGUCCUGAUUUGUUUUUCUUGA